GCCGACAACAUGGCGGCGGUGUUGCAGCAAGUGCUGGAGAAGGCCGAAUUGGCCAAGAUGCCAAAGGCCGUGCAGGCUAAGCUAGAGCGCUUCCUGGCCGACCAGCAGACAGAGAUAGACGCCAUGAAGUCGCGCCACGAGAAGUUUCGUGUGGACUGCGAUCAACAAUACUUUGAAGUAGAGAAGAGGCUGGCUCACACUCAGGAACGUCUUGUGUCUGAAUCACAGGAGUGUCAGAACCUCCGAGAGCAAAUUAAGAAACAAAAUGAAGAACAGAAAGCACUAAAUGAAAAACUGAAAGACAUUGAGAAAUCCAAUGAUCAGCUUGUGGCCUUACAGAACCAGCUGACUAGAACUAAAGAUUCCCUUGAAGCUGAAAAACGAGAUCUGGUUCGAGUGAAUGAAAGACGUGCACAGGAGUUGGAGCAUCUAAAUGAUGAUAUCAAGCGUCUUAGUGAUAAACUCAAAGAAGCAAACGUUUCUAAAGUAGAACUGCAGUUAAAGCUGGAUGAGAUUCAGUCUUCUGAAUUCUCUAUAAAGCAUCGUGAGAAACGCCUGGAACAAGAGAAGGAGCUGCUACAAAGUCAGACGACCUGGCUAAAUAAAGAGCUGAAGUCUAAAACUGAUGAGCUUCUAUCUAUUCAGAGAGAGAAGGGAAAUGAUAUUCUGGAGCUUAAAAGUGCCUUGGAAAACAAAAAAGAUGAAGUGUCUAGGUUAGAAGAUCAGGUAAAGAGCCUUAAAUCCUGCAAUGAGAACCUGCAAAGGCAAGCAGAAGACCUAAUGAAUAAACUAAAGGAGGCAAAAGAUCAGCAAACCAGUAUGGAAGAGAAAUUCCACAAUGAGCUAAAUGCAAACGUCAAGCUGUCUAACCUUUACAAGUGUGCUGCUGAAGAUUCAGAAGCAAAGAGUGCAGAGUUAACACGAGCAAUGGAGGAACUCCAGAAACUUCUCAAAGAAUGCGGUGAAGCAAAUACGCUAAUGCAGCAGCAGUUGUCUGAAGCCGAAGCAUCAAAAUGUCAGGUGGAAAAAGAUCUUGGGGAGAAAAUCGGCAAAAUGGAAAGAGAACUUGAAAACGCAAAUGAUUUGCUUUCUGCUACCAAACGGAAAGGGACCUUACUGUCUGAGGCUGAGCUUACUGCCAUGUCACCCACCGCUGCUGCUGUUGCCAAAGUUGUAAAACCCGGGAUGAAACUAACCGAGCUCUACAAUGCUUAUGUGGAAUCGCAGGAUCAGCUGCUUUUGGAGAAAUUAGAAAAUAAAAGGAUUAACAAGUAUUUGGAUGAAAUUGUAAAAGAAGUGGAGGCUAAAGCUCCGAUAUUGAAACGACAGCGAGAGGAGUAUGAGCGCAUGCAAAAAUCCGUAGCAAGCUUAUCUGCUAAACUUGAGCAGGCAAUGAAGGAAAUGCAACGUCUACAAGAUCAAUCCGAUAAAGCAAAUAAGCAAUCCACAUUACUUGAAAGAGAAAACCAAAGGCUAGAGCUGCAAGUAAAAGACCUUUCACAACAGAUAAGAGUUCUUUUAAUUGAAGUGGAAGAAGCCAGAGGAAACUACGUUGAGCGUGAUGAUAAUGUAAGCUCUGAUAACAUAAGCAGUUCUUCGGAGGUGAUAUCACGACAUCUCGUCACUUACAGAAGUGUAGAGGAACUGCAGAAGCAGAAUCUGCACCUGUUGGUGGCUCUGCAAGAGCUGGCAGAGUCAAAGGAGAAAGAAGAGCAAGAGACUUCGUCGUCAAGAAUUUCUGAGCUGGAAAGGGAGUUGGAAAUUGCACUUUCUGAACUUCAGCAGCUGCGUGAAACUAGAACUCAUCAAAUGCAAAUGGUAGAUUCAAUUGUGCGUCAGCGUGACUUGUAUCGUGUACUGUUGGCCCAGACAACAGGGGUCUCUAUGCCAGCGCAAGAUGACACAUCACUGAUAACUCCACGAAAACCUUCUGGGCCGUCUUCUACUAGCUCGACCCCAGCUCCAGCUGUAUCUACAUCAGACUCCACAGAAGCUGCGGAGGCCAAAGCUGCGCUGAAACAGCUUAAGGAAGUUUUUGAAAAUUACAGAAAAGAAAAGAAAGAAAAUGAUCGAAUUCUGAAUGAGCAACACGAGAAGCUGCAAGAUCAAGUUACUGAUCUGCGCUCCCAAAAUACCAAAAUUUCAACCCAGCUUGAGUUUGCAUCCAAACGUUAUGAAAUGCUCCAGGACAAUGUGGAAAGCUAUCGCCGUGAAAUAACAUCCCUGCAGGAAAAGACACAAAAACUUUCUGCGACCACACAAAAGCAGGAACAGAUUAUUCACACCAUGACCCAAGAUCUGCGGGCAGCCAAUGAAAAACUUGCUAUAGCUGAAGUAAGAGCCGAGAACUUAAAGCGAGAGAAGGAACUCAUCAAAAUGUCUGAGGUCAGACUAAGCCAAGAGCGAGAGUCUUUGAUUACUGAGCAAAAAGGACAAAACCUACUUCUAACUAACUUGCAGACUAUCCAGCUCACCCUGGAAAGAUCAGAGACUGAGAUGAAGCAUAGAUACAACAACCAAAUUGAGAAGUUGGAGCGAGAACUGGCCCAGACAAAGAAGAAACUAGAGCAUGAAAUUGAACAGAAGCACUUACAGAGCAAGAACCAGGAUGGCCAAGUGUUGGACCUCAAGAAACAAUAUGAAUCAGAGGUCAGCCUUCAUUCCAGCACAAAGGAGCUGCUAAAGAACUCCAACAAGGAGAUUUCUGUGCUAAAGCAGCAGCUGAACAAUUUUGAAGCACAACUUGCAUCACGUUCUAGUCCGCAGACCGCAAGUAAAGGAAAGGAUGAGAAUGCUGAUGAAGUCGAGGAGCUAAAGACAAAACUAAGACAAUCCGAAGAGCAAGUUAAUGAUCUUAAAGAGAGACUGAAAACUGCGACCAGCAACGUAGAACAAUACAGAUCGGUUGUGCUGGGCUUGGAGGAUUCGCUUAAUAAAGAAAAACAGGCCACUGAAGAAGCCAGAAAAGCCAUAGAAACUCGUAUGAAAGAAGCUGGAGAGUACCAGUCACAACUGGAAAAGAAAAUGUUGGAAGCUGAGAAGGAGAAGCAAGAACUUGGAGAUGAGAAACAUAAAGCUGUGGAAGCGAUAGAGGAGCAGUUAACGCAACUCAAGAAGAGUCUCUCCAGCCUCCAAGGAGAAAUGCAGCAAGCUCUUCAGAGGGCGACUGCAGCCGCAAACAAUGAGCAAAAGGCCAGGAAUGACUGCCAGGAACAAGCCAGGAUAGCUUCUGAGGCACAAAAUAAGUAUGAGCGCGAGCUAAUGCUGCACGCUGCAGACGUUGAAGCUCUUCAGGCAGCUAAAGCUCAACUAGCCAAUAUCUCCACCAUGCGGCAAAAGUUAGAGGAUGCGGCACAGAAAGCAGAAUCCCAACUCCUGGAGUGCAGAGCAUCCUGGGAGGAACAAGAACGUGUCCUCAAGCAAGAAGCGGCUAAGAACCAUGCUCGCUGUGAAGAAUUUGAGAAGCAAAACCACCUGUUACAUGAUCAGAUCGAGAACCUUAGUAAAAAGAUGGUGACCUCUGUUCAAGAAGGUGCCUUGAACAUAUCCUUCAGCGAGGAAGGGAAGUCCCAUGAACAAGUCAUGGAAAUCCUUAGGUUUGUGCGCCGUGAGAAGGAGAUAGCAGAAACAAGGUUUGAAGUUGCACAAGUGGAAUGCCUGCGCUACAAACAGCGUUUCGAGCACAUGGAGAGGGAAAUACAUGAGUUGCAAGACUGCCUGAAUGCUGAACGUGAAAAAGUUCAGGUAACUGCAAAAACGAUGGCCCAGCACGAGGAGCUGAUGAAGAAGACUGAAACCAUGAAUGUAUUGAUGGAGAGCAACAGGCUGCUGAGAGAAGACAAAGAAAAGCUGGAACAGGAGCUUCAGCAGUUACAAGCCAAGAUCAGAAAAUUGGAGUCUAAUAUUUUGCCGCUUCAAGAAUCCAAUGCGGAGCUGAGCGAGAAAAGCGGGAUGCUGCAGGCAGAAAAGAAACUUCUAGAAGAUGAUGUGAGACGCUGGAGAGCUCGCACACAGCACUUAUUGAAUCAGCACAAAGACACAGACAUGGAAGAAUAUAAGAAACUCCUUUCCGAACGAGACAAUAACGUCAAACGCAUCCAGCAACUUACUGAAGAGAUUGGAAAGCUGAAAACGGAGGUUGCAAGGACAAACGCAUCCCUGACCACCAGCCAGAACCAGCUUCAAAGUCUAAAAGAAGAAAUGAACAAAACAAAGGCUGAGAAGGAAAACCUCCAGAAAGACCUGGACACAAAGUCCAACGACAUCCAGGAAAAACUUAAAACUAUCACGCAGGUGAGGAAGAUUGGGAGAAGAUACAAGACCCAAUACGAGGAGCUGAAAGUGGCGCACGACAAGCUAGUUGCAGAGACCUCGGCAGCCCAAGCUGAAAAAGUAGAGGAUCUGGCAUCCCAAAAGGAGCUGCAGGACAUGAAAGACUCUCUGGGACAAGCGGAGACAAAGAAUUCAGUCCUGGAAAGUCAGGUGGAGAACUUGAAGAAGACAGUCGACGAGAAAGAAAAUGAACUCAAAAUCCUACACGAUCAGAUCGCACAACUACAACCUGAGGUCUCACGACUUCAGAAGGACCUUCAGGACAAGACGACCCAAGAAGAACAGCUGCGUCAGCAAAUUAAUGAGAAGGAAGAGAAGACCAAGAAAGCAUUAAUGGCGGUCAAGCAGAAACUAGCACAGCUAGCCGGUUCCAAAGAACAGUUAACAAAAGAGAAUGAAGAACUGAAACAGAGGAUUGCUUCAAUGGAACAGCAGAGAGAGGAGCUGGACGUUCGGAUGAGUGCACUGAAAUCCCAGUAUGAAGGACGCAUUUGCCGCCUGGAGAGGGAGCUGCGAGAGCAACAAGAGAGGCAUCUGGAACAGCGAGAUGAGGCUCAAGAACCUACAAAGAUUCCGGAGCAGCGACAGAUAACUCUGAAACCUACCACAGCAUCCGGGGAGAGAGGAAUAGCGAGCACCUCAGAGCCGCCAACAGCCAACAUUAAGCCCACUCCAGUUGUUGCAACUCCAAGUAAGGUGACCACCGCAAAUGUACCAGGGAACAAGUCCACACCCAGAGCCAGUAUCCGUCCUAUGGUUACUCCAGCGACUGCAUCAACUCCAACCACCACCCCAACAGCCACAGUCAUGCCAACAACACAAGUGGAGACCCAGGAAGCAAUGCAGUCAGAAGGAAUAAUGGAGCAUGUCCCUGUCUUUGGAAGCACCAGCGGAUCUGUCCGUUCCACCAGCCCCAAUGUUCAGUCGUCCCUUCCACAGAAUAUUUUACCUGUCCAGCAGCAAACACAAGCUACAGCAUUUGUGCAACCUACACAGCAAGCGCAUGCAACGAUAGAACCUUCCACCCAGGAGCCUAUUGUGGAUGUUAUCCAGAGCUCCCCUAUUGAGAGACCAACAACCUCCUCCUCAUUGUUCAGCUCAUUUUCCACUACACCGAGCUCUUCUAUGCCAAAGAGGCAGCGGGAAGAGGGUGAGGACAGCACUAUAGAAACCACCGAGCAAUCUCUGGAGGACUCGGAUUUACCUCUCAAUAAGAAAAUGAGGAGUAUUCAGCAGGUUGACCUAGAGGAGGAGAUUGAUAACGAAGAGGCAGAAUCUGCGUUUGCUCAGGAGUCACAAGAGGCCCUCUCACAGGAUUAUCCUCUUAUGGCGGAAAGUCAGAACUCCCAGAUCAUCCAGGACAUUACAGCCCAAUCUUCUGAUCAGUCCCAAAAUGUGCAGUCGUCGCAGGACACCGCUCCAGAACGAGAUGACGUCAUCACAAUAGACAGCAGUGACGAUGAAGAAAAUGAGGGCGAUCAAGAGGAAUUUGAAGAAGAUGAGGUGGAAGAUGACGAUGACACGGGUAUGGGUGAAGGUGACGACAGCAAUGAAGAAACUGGAAGCGCUGAUGGCAACGAUGCAUAUGAUGAGACUGAGGGAGCUGAUGGUACAGACCCUGGUACUGAGACGGAGGAAAGCUUGAGUGCAUCAGAUGGCGCACAGAGGGCGGCAGACUCUCAAAACAGUGGUGACGCAAGUACUGGCACAACGGAGUCCUCAUCUGUGCAAGAAACCAGAGAGCAGCCGUCAUCUGUGUCUGAUAGACAAGCUCCCCGACCCCCACAGUCGCCCCGAAGACCACCUCAUUCUCUUCCACCACGGCUCACCAUUCAUGCUCCCCCACAAGAGCUGGGACCCCCAACACAGAGAAUUCAGAUGGCACGCAGACAGUCUGUAGGGCGCGGCCUUCAGCUGACACCUGGCAUUGGGGGCAUGCAAAGCUUUUUCGAUGAUGAAGACAGAACCGUUCCCAGCACACCCACCCUUGUGGUGCCUCACCGUACAGAUGGCUUUGCAGAAGCAAUUCACUCACCGCAGGUUGCAGGAGUUCCUCGCUUUCGAUUUGGACCCCCAGAUGACAUGCAGGCUAGCUCUAGCCACUCUGACCUUGGUCAGCUUGCAUCGCAAGGAGGUUUAGGUAUGUAUGAAACUCCUCUGUUUCUCGCGCAUGAAGAAGAGUCAGGUGGCCGCAGUGUUCCGACGACACCUCUACAAGUUGCAGCACCAGUCUCGGUGUUCACAGAGAAUCCUGCAGCAGACACCUCUGAUCACGCAUCGCAGUCUGUUCCGAUGGUUACAACCUCCACAGGGAAUGUUCCUACAGCAGUGGACUCUGGGGUAGCUGAUGAAGGCGAUGAGGUUUUCGUGGAGGGUGAAUCUGAAGGAAUUGGUUCGGAGUCCGCACUAGAGAUGGAUAGUCAGCAGGAGGAGGAGAUAGUGCAGCCGUCUGAGACGGACGUCCCAUCGACGAGCCAGGACCCUCCUUCCAGCUCAUCUGCAGACACAAGCAGUAGCCAUCCAAAGCCAUUCAGGAGAGUGCGUUUGCAGCCCCAGACUGCACGGACUGGGGUUCGUGGGCGACAGUUUACCAGACAAAGAGGAGUAACUCGUGCGUUGAGUGGCAGAGGUGGAAUUAAUCGGAGUAACAUUAGCUAACAUCCUUGCGCGUCUAUUUCCUCCACUUGUGAAUAAAUAUUAAGAUCCAUUGAUUUCUUUUUUUAGUGAUUGUAAUGUUUAAAGCAUUUUUGUAUGAGCAAAAUUAAAGUCUUUAUUAAUAAAACAAA
Molecule: messenger RNA, 7118 nt
Organism: Bombina bombina (fire-bellied toad)
Lineage: Eukaryota; Metazoa; Chordata; Amphibia; Anura; Bombinatoridae
Gene: TPR
Product: translocated promoter region, nuclear basket protein
Biological process (GO): protein import into nucleus; mRNA export from nucleus
Cellular component (GO): nuclear pore
Molecular function (GO): structural constituent of nuclear pore
Source: RefSeq, a predicted model, not a curated record